CUGGGUGUGGCCGCCGUCUCGUGUGGCGGAGCCUGCACGGUUCCCUCCCCGCAGCCGAACACCCAGCAGCAGCUCGGUGGUGGCGGCCCGGCUCCAGCUCUUCACGUGGGACGCCUGAGGAAAUCGGUCAGGAAGGAUGAGCGAACUGGAACAGUUGAGGCAGGAAGCUGAGCAGCUGCGGAAUCAGAUCCAGGACGCUAGGAAGGCCUGCAACGAUGCCACGCUGGUUCAGAUCACGUCUAAUAUGGACUCCGUGGGUCGGAUACAAAUGCGAACAAGGCGCACGCUGCGGGGCCACCUCGCUAAGAUCUACGCCAUGCACUGGGGAUAUGAUUCCAGGCUACUAGUCAGUGCAUCCCAAGAUGGAAAAUUAAUUAUUUGGGAUAGCUAUACCACAAAUAAGAUGCAUGCCAUUCCGCUGAGGUCUUCCUGGGUGAUGACCUGCGCCUAUGCCCCAUCUGGGAACUAUGUUGCCUGUGGAGGCUUGGACAACAUCUGCUCCAUAUACAACCUGAAGACGCGUGAGGGGAACGUGCGGGUGAGCAGAGAACUGCCAGGACACACAGGCUACUUGUCCUGCUGUCGAUUCCUAGAUGAUGGACAGAUCAUCACCAGCUCAGGAGACACAACUUGUGCUCUGUGGGACAUCGAGACGGGGCAGCAGACUACGACCUUCGCAGGACACUCGGGUGACGUGAUGAGUCUCUCACUGAGUCCUGACCUGAAGACCUUUGUUUCUGGUGCUUGUGAUGCAUCUUCAAAGCUGUGGGAUGUCCGAGACGGCAUGUGUAGACAGUCUUUCACAGGACACAUCUCGGACAUCAACGCUGUCAGCUUCUUCCCAAGCGGCUAUGCCUUUGCCACGGGCUCCGAUGAUGCCACCUGCCGGCUCUUUGACCUCCGUGCAGACCAAGAGCUACUGCUGUAUUCUCAUGACAACAUCAUCUGCGGGAUCACGUCCGUGGCUUUCUCCAAGAGCGGCCGCCUUCUGCUAGCCGGCUAUGAUGACUUCAACUGCAGCGUGUGGGAUGCGCUGAAAGGAGGCCGGGCAGGUGUCCUUGCUGGUCAUGACAACCGUGUUAGCUGCUUAGGUGUGACUGAUGACGGCAUGGCUGUGGCCACCGGCUCCUGGGACAGUUUUCUUAGAGUCUGGAAUUAACAGUGUCGUGUGUUCUGUUCUCCAAUGGCUAUCUGGAGAUCCAUGCUACAGCCUACAGCUGUGAGAAGAAACUCUACCUUCUGUUUGCGGAUGAGGAUUUUUCUAUUGAGAUGACUACAUACGAAAGAAAGCAUCUUUGAAUAAAGUACAGCCAAAUGGUGGUCAGAGACAAUCAAGACUAAGGUCCCUUGCUGAGGGUGAAGGGCCUGGGUAUUGAGCAGUUGUGCUGACAUUAAGCCCGACAGAUUCCUGCUUGUGCUGGUCCUUUCUCUGUAGAUUAGAAUGCACAUUCUGUAGCGGGUGACUGUGUGUUUGCAUUUUGUUAGGGACUCCCCUUGAACUCUGUAUAUAUGAGAAACAUCACAUUUUUAAAGUAUUGUCAUGGUAGAGCCAGGACAGGCAGCAGUGAUAUUGUAGAUAUAUGUGCUGUCUGAAGGUGUCCCCUUGGGCUCUGACAUUGCAUUUGAGUCAGGAUGGCCUCAUGAUUAGGAGGGCUGAUAGGUGAGGUGGCUCUGCAGAAGCCAGUGGCUGUUCAUGCAUUCUUUGCCAUGCUGGGGAUCUAAGUAAGUGCUCCUUUUGAGUCAUUUGAGGGGACAGGUGAUGUGAAGGCCAGGGGGUAAAAAUUUCACCGACAUAGGGGGGCACAAUGAAAUGUCAUUACAAUUUAUUAUAACCAGUAGACAUUGGCAUGUAUGUUAAUUUUUGGUAUUCUAAAAGGCUGAGCCCUUUGAACCUUUAGAUCUUGCUGUUAAUUUCACAUUCUGAAACCAAGUUUGUAGAAUGUACUAGUAUUUCAGAAGUUUGACAAAACCUGACUUGCCCCUGCUUCUGAAGACUCCUGUCCAGUAUUCUCUGUAACGGGUAGGAAAAGUGGCUCACCUUUAACAUUUCUGAGAAAUGUAAACUCAUUCACUCAGCUGGCACUAACAUAUAUAAGAUGGCUUUAUGAAUUCUGUGUAAUGUGAGAUCUGAAUUGGUAUAAAUUAUCUGCACCCUUAAACCUUUGCUCUUCUAUUUUGGUGGUGCUGCAGAAGGAAUCUAGGGCCUUGUGCCCACAAGGCUUGCUCUGCACCCCGGCUCCUCAGAUGCAAGCAAGCGUUCUGCUGCCGUGCAGUAAUUCCUCCAGAGCACGACGUACCUGUUCCUACGCAGCUUGCAGCUGAGUGUGCAGAGCCGGCCCCUGGAGCCUACAGCAUUGUUUCAGAGGGUCCGCUCACAGCAGGCUGUCCAAUUGCUCUGUCCUGCCUCUCCUCUUGUUUACUCCUAAAAUUUAAAUGACUGACAAUAGCAGACUGUUACCUCUUGCUGGGUGCUGCCUUCAUGGGUUACCUGGAUGUAUACAAAACAUUGUUUGAAACUCAGUAACACAUAUGUUGCUGUUUGUUAAAGUUGAUCACCUGUAACUGUAACUUUAACACUUCCAAACUCUGGCAUUUUCAUCCUUAUACUGUGACUGUGCCAGUGUAUGUGUCUGCUGGGAUGAAAUCAGCAGCAGCUUUAUUAAGGUCAGUUGCGCUUCACGUACUACAAUGAACAGAGCCUCCUCCCCCACUGGACCUAAGUGGGGCAGAACGGGAAUGAAAAGCUGACAGACACAGGAGAGCUGGGGCCAUGGAAGAAACUGCAGCCCCCAGGAAGUGAGUUUGUUACAUGGAAUGGCCCAGAGUUAGUGCUGCUGCAUACAGGUGAACAAAGAGGCAGCCUUUACGGUACGCAGCUGGACCACGGAGACAGGGUUAGCUAAUCUGGGUGAGGGCGCUAUGGUGGACACAGCCCAUCAACACUCAUACCCAAGCCAUUCUCCCGCACGUCUGAACCCAAGCCAUUCUCCCGCACGUCUGAAGCAAGGGUCCUUGUCACGGGAGCGCCCGUGUCACGGCACACAUUCCACACAUGCGCUCCCAACAGCAGAGAGGUGAACCAAGAUACAGUAUUGAAGAGAAAAAGACCCAUCAAUGGCAGGUGUGACUGUACCUCAGUCCUCAUUCUGGGACCCCUUUGCUCUUGCCUAUUUGUGAAAUAGGGAGGUUACUUUAUGAAGCAUAGCUCUCUGAAAUAGGGCACAAUUUACUUAAAAGAGAAGAAUAAAAAAGACAGUGCUGGGCUGGAAUCUAGCCCUCCUUGUAUGUGCUGCGCUGUACCUCUGGGCUGCACCUGCGGCCUGCCCCACCCAAGCCAGAGCUGAGGCACAUUAGAGGGUCGCAGUCAUGUCCCCAAAAGGGUGUGUUUCCAACACUGCUGUGUAACUCAGAACUCAUCCAAAACUCUGUUCAAAACAGCACUUCUGAUAUGUAUUUUAAAACGGGGCUAAAGGAUUUAAUCUGUGGUAAAGUGCUUGAAGCGCAGGGCCCUGGGUUCAGUCCUCAGCUUUGUCAGUCAAAAGUCAUACUGAAGAAUUCUAUGGCCCUAAAUAUUUUAGAAUGGAAUUCAGGGCAGGAGAGUUGGCUAAGCAGAUAAGAGCACUUGUUACUCUUGCAAAGAACCUGGGUUCAAUUCCCAGCAACCAUGUGGCAGCUCACAACCACCUGUAACUCCAGUCUCAGGGAAUAUGACUCCCUUGGACACAAGGCAAACAUUUGUACACAUAGAUCUAUAUUUAAAAAGGGGGUGUGCUUCCAUGUAUUCAAAGCUUGUCCCUUACAAUGCAGCUGGAGAGUAACCAUGCGAACAUAUGGCUCACUGCAUACAGUGCCAAUGUUUGGCACAGUAGUGACCGUAGUCAAGCUGCUUUCUACUGGUGGGUACCUUUAGGGUUUCUCUGCAGUUUGUUGUGGCUAAAUACACUGGCUUGCCUGAGACAUCCUGAAAUUAGCCUGUAUAAUGUGCCUUAGCAGGUUGAUGCUUAGCAUGCAAAACAUCAAACAAAAGUUUGAGACUGGCAAGAUUUUUAACAUUUUGCUGUGGCUUCUGCCUUGGCCUCUAGCUGAUUCCACAGCAUUUUCCCCGAGAGUGUUGCAAAGGCACACGAUCUUUUCUAAGACAUUCCUCAAAGUACUGUUCAACAAGGACAGCUCUACCCUGAGAUGAGAAAGUUCAUUUUUGGCAGCUGUGCUCCAUGUAAUAUUCCAGGUCCCUAACGAGCUUGGACUCAGUUGUGAUACACAUAUACUGUAUUGAAUUCCAAAUUCAUAAAAAACAGUGAGUGUUGGGCUCUGGUUCUUCAAGUUCAAGUCUAAUCAGUGGCUGUCAUUUUAAUUUAGACUUGGCAAGCUGAUUGAUGAUGUGUUUCUGAGAUGUAAGGAACUUGAAUCUGAACAGGACCUAGUGCAGUCCCGUAACCCUUCGCCUGGGGGGUUGCAUGUGAAGGACCACAGAGGGACCACUGAGAGUUGAGGCCAGUCAGCCAGGGCUGUGAGGUGGAAACCUUAUUUAUCCCAGGGACUGGAGAGAUGGCUCUUCUCACAGAGCACAGGAGUACAGUUCCCAGUCAACUGCCUGUAACUUCAAGGGGCCCAAAGCCCUCUUCUGACCUUCUCAGGCCCCACACACACAAACCUAAUUUAAAUAAAUCCCCCUUUGAAGAAAAAGAAACCCUAUCUUAAAAAAAAAAAAGACCAUAAAAAUGACCAUUCUAUUGUUGAAAGUACUCUCCAAUCCCAUUGAAGACUAGGGUUAGGAGUAAAACUAAGACUUUGUUUUAGAAGUGAAAGUAUUCAGGGAAAUUAAGUGGGUACGAACAUCUUGGAUUUUGAAUCAUAAUGCACAUUCUUGUAUUAACUAGCCUAGAAAAACUGAAUAAGCAGACCCCAGAUGGACCCUGCCAUCAUUUAAAUACAGAACAUCCCUUUAGACUCUGCAGAUCAGACCUGGCUUGUACUGUGUUUGUUUUCUGGCCACUGUGGAAAGCACUGGUUUUACCAAGAUGAUCUUAAACUGAUCCUGUGGGACGUGAGGCGCACAGCAGACUCACUUCUGCUGGUCACAGGUGCUCAUGGGAUGUCUGAGUCAGCACUGUUAGCCACAGGCAGAUGGAACAUCUUGUAUUUAGGAAAUAUUUUCCAUGUUUAUAGUUUUCUAAGAGUUUUUUUUUUUUCUUAAACCCAAUGGCUGAUUUUGUAAAACAGGUGUAAUAAUGUAGCAUUAUGAGGAAAAAAACUUUUCAACUAUAAGAACUGUAUCCAACAAAAUCUUCCAUAGCAUAGUCUGUUAACUCGGACUUCUGUGAUACAGCUGUAGGCUGUCCAGGCCCUUCUGUCUUUAUACAACGGUGCUCUACCCUAUCAUUUUCUUCUCUUUGAACAUCUGCAUUGUUCAAAGCCAUCAGAUAGCAUAAAUGUGUCUUGAAGCAGAUUUGAGAAUUUUCCUAUAAGGCACCUUGGAAAUGCCCUCAAGUAUUUUCAACACAGAAAGCCAGCUGACUAUGAAUGUCAGCCAUAUGUCUAAAGCUUUCCCAUACAAGCAGAGGACUUGUGCCAGGAUCCAACAGUGCUGAGCUAGAACAGUGAUCCCCUAUUUGUUCAGUAGCUUGUGCAAUGCUGUUGUAGUAAGCUGUACUAUACUCUGUAAUCAAUAAAGUGCUUUUCACUGUC
Microtus ochrogaster (prairie vole) is the source of this 5688-nucleotide messenger RNA. RefSeq names its product G protein subunit beta 4 (gene Gnb4). Gene Ontology annotation, molecular function: protein binding. The record is from RefSeq and is a predicted model, not a curated record. Gene Ontology annotation, biological process: signal transduction. Lineage: Eukaryota; Metazoa; Chordata; Mammalia; Rodentia; Cricetidae.